UCUCGGAUUCGGUGCGGGCAAGGAUGCUGUUGCGUAAGGCCUCGACCGCGUUUGGCGGAUGUUUGCGCCAACAGUUGCAGCGUGGCUCCACAGCCGAUGGUGUGCUGCUUCCGCUUGCGGCAGUACAGCAACAGCUCAGCUGCGCGGCAGUACCGCAACGUCGAGGGUUUUCAAACGGUGUAGGACGUAAAACGCAUCCCAAAAUUCUCAUCACAGGUGGACUCGGACAACUUGGUGUGGAGUGUGCGAAACUUUUGCGAGGCCAGUACGGCGAGGAGAGUGUUAUCCUGUCCGACAUUAUCAAACCGAGCAAUGAAAUCGUCAACAGUGGACCGUACAUCUUCGCCGACAUUCUCGACUUUAAGGGGCUGCAGAAGAUCGUGGUCGAUCAUCGCGUCGACUGGAUCAUUCACUUUUCCGCGCUGCUCAGUGCGAUCGGUGAGCAAAACGUGCCACUCGCUGUACGCGUCAACAUCGAGGGCAUGCACAAUGUGCUCGAGCUGGCCAAACAGUACAAGUUGCGGAUCUUUGUACCUAGUACGAUCGGUGCAUUCGGUCCGGAUAGCCCACGGAACCCUACGCCGAACGUGACGAUCCAGCGACCGCGCACAAUCUACGGUGUAUCGAAGGUGCACGCAGAACUGAUGGGCGAGUACUACCACCACAAGUUCGGGUUGGACUUCCGCUGCCUUCGGUUUCCGGGUGUGAUUUCCAGCGAUCCACCCGGCGGUGGUACUACCGAUUACGCCGUGGCUAUUUUCUUCGAGGGACUAAAGACGGGUAAAUACCAAUGCUAUCUUAAACCUGACACGCGUUUGCCCAUGAUGUACAUCGAGGAUUGUCUGCGAUCUUUGCUGGAGUUUAUGACCGCACCGGAGGAGAAGCUACAACGCCGAGUGUACAACGUCACUGCCAUGUCCUUUACGCCCGAGGAGCUCGUGGAGAAGCUGUCGAAGUAUAUUCCCGAGCUACACGUGAGCUACCGACCAGAUAGCCGGCAGCUUAUUGCCGAUUCGUGGCCACAAAUCUUUGACGACUCCGAGGCGCGCCGAGACUGGGGCUGGCAGCACCACUACGAUCUGGACAAGUUAGUCGAUCUAAUGGUACGCGAUGUCACCGAAAACUACAUCAAAAAGGGGGCUAACUAAGGCCAUACGAUUUCAUGACAACAUUCUGGCCAUCGAGCGCUGCAAUAAACUGUGUAUACCUUCAAG
Molecule: messenger RNA, 1214 nt
Organism: Anopheles maculipalpis
Lineage: Eukaryota; Metazoa; Arthropoda; Insecta; Diptera; Culicidae
Gene: Tdh
Product: L-threonine 3-dehydrogenase, mitochondrial
Exons: 3
Coding region: 24-1148 (374 amino acids)
Biological process (GO): L-threonine catabolic process
Molecular function (GO): L-threonine 3-dehydrogenase activity
Source: RefSeq, a predicted model, not a curated record